Dentiscutata erythropus is the source of this 1605-nucleotide messenger RNA. The record is from the annotation of a GenBank genome assembly. Lineage: Eukaryota; Fungi; Glomeromycota; Glomeromycetes; Diversisporales; Gigasporaceae.
AUGUAUAUAUCAAAAGAGACGAAGUUUGAUAUGAUAAUUCCGUCAGAACAAAGACGAUAUCGUCUAAGAAUAUACAUUGUGAUUUUCACGAUAAUUCUUAUAAUGAUAUGUUCAUAUUAUAAAAGUCGUAAUUAUUAUUUACCUGAAUCUAUAGGAAAUGAUAAUACCAAUAGUAAUAAAAACGAUAAUGGAAGCAACACAUCAGGACAUUAUAAAAUUAUGCUUCUAAUCACAUCUCAGAUGGAAGAAUACCAAUAUCGUAAAUUAUUACGAAGCAUAUUGUUCGGUAUAAAUGAUAAUCUAGAACCUUGUAUGAAAUAUGAUACAAAUAUUUAUUACAAAUUUUUGAUUCAUCCAUAUAACGCUAGUAAUAAGAUGUACAAAAGUUUUGUUAGUGAAAGUGUGGAAUAUAAUGAUAUGGUCGAAUUUCAACACCUAUUGAAUUCAAAUGUGAAUUAUACCCAAGAAGUUGUUCUUAAUUGGACUCAAUCGCUAAAAAACACUGGCAUAUCAUUUGAUCUUGCUGUACUUCUUGACAAUCAAUCCAUCAUGAAUCUCGCAAGACUUAAAAAACUCAUUUCCGAUAUCUCUCCAAUUCAACUCCAAAAUGUUGUAUGGAGUCGAUUUGAUGAUUCAUUUGCUGAUGAUAUGUUCGUAAUUCUUGGCAGUAAAGCCAUUCACACCAUCCUAGCUAAUAAAGAUCUCAUCUACAAAUCUGAUAAUCAAAACAUAAUCGCACUUGCUUAUUUAUAUGCAAAAAGUAAACAUCAACCUCCUUCAAACAGUUGGAAUAACUUGCUUUUCAUUAAUGACAAUAAAAGAUUAAUCACUCAUUUAGAAACAUUAGAUCAAAUUCCUGAUAAAUCAACCAUAAUGGUUAGAAACCUAUCCUUAAAAGAACUCAUCAAAGUUUCGAUUAAUCUCUUAAUUCCACCUAUAUCAGUUUGUCACCCUAAUACCCCACCACAUGGUGAACCAUCAAUAGCAGUAGUAACAAGUUCUUAUUUCUAUGACAAUAUUAAUAAUUGUUCCCCAUCGAUGCUAGAUGUAGCUUACAUGUCAUCAGAAAACAAACGAAUCUACGCUCAAAAACAUGGUUACGCAUUUAUUCCAAGAUCUUUAGAAUUUCAACAGAAUACUCAUAAUCCAAAUUUAAAAACGUGGGGUAGGAUUGAUGCCGUGAAAAAGGUUUUACCUUACUAUGAUUGGGUACUUUGGAUUGAUAAUGAUGCAAUUAUCAUAAAUCAAGAGGUUUCCAUUCAGGAACUUUUUAAAAAUAAAUCCAGUGCAAACAACGAUAAUAUAUCCAGAUCUAAAAAAGAUUUAAAAUUCAAUGCAGGAGUUUUUUUGAUUAAGAGUUCAGAAUGGAGUUUUGAAUUUUUGAAAAAGAUGCAAGAAAUGAAAGGUUUGCACAAUGAACAAGAAUCCAUGUGGCAACUUUUUAAUGAAUAUCCUAGUUUGAAAGAUCAUACAUUGGUACUAGAUCACGAUGAUCAUACAUUCACCACAUUUUCUGAUGAUUGGCAAAAUGAUGAUUUUAUUGUUCAUUUUGCAUCUAAUGAUUGUCCCGCUCAAUUUAUAUUGGAUUAUUUUAAAAAAGAAUAA